This is a messenger RNA of Arabidopsis arenosa, 1098 nucleotides long. NCBI's taxonomy places the organism in Eukaryota, Viridiplantae, Streptophyta, Magnoliopsida, Brassicales, Brassicaceae. The record is from the annotation of a GenBank genome assembly.
AGAUAAGACUGAGAAGCAGAGAACCGAAAGAAGAAGAAAAAACAAAACUCAAAGUCGCAACAGAAAGAAAAGAAACGAGAUAUGGUGGUAGGCGGCGGAGGAGGAGGAGAUCAGAAGAGAAGCGGCGGAGAAAUGAUGGCGAUGGCGAGUUUGUUCAACGAUCAGCAGAAUCCAAUUCAACAAUUUCAGGUCAAAUUCAAAGAAGUAGAAACUAAUUUCAAGACGUGGUUGUCGAAACAGUCGAUUCCGGUGGAAGCCGCCGUCGUCUCCACCAUGAGCGGUGUACAAGGAGCUUUCAUUGGUGGUCUCAUGGGAACACUCUCUCCUGAAAUGCCUCAAGCCGGCGUUGACCCUCAAGCUAUAGCCUCGCUGAAACAAGCUCAGGCUCUUGUGGGUGGUCCUUGGGUCCAAGCUCGGAAUUUUGCUGCCAUUACUGGUGUUAAUGCUGGAAUUGCUUCUGUAAUGAAGCGGAUUCGAGGCAAAGAGGAUAUUGAAUCUGCAGUGGUAGCUGCAUUAGGAUCUGGAUUUGCAUACUCUUUGGUGAGCCAAGGAUUGCAAGGACAACCUAUGAAUGCAAUCACCACUGCGGCGGGAUUCGCUGUUUUUCAAGGAGUGUUUUUUAAGUUGGGGGAAAGAUUCUCGAAACCGAGCACUGAAGAUCCGUUUUACACACGAGGAAGGACAAUGCUAGUGAAGUUAGGUUUAGAGAAAUACGAGAAGAACUUCAAGAAAGGACUUUUAACUGAUCCCACAUUGCCAUUGCUCACUGAUAGCGCGCUGAAAGAUGCGAACAUCCCACCAGGACCAAGACUUAUGAUACUAGACCAUAUCCAGAGGGACCCGGAGAUAAAGGGCAAACGAAAGUAAAGCCUUGUUGUUUAUAUGGUUAUCACCUUAAUCAAUCUGUUUUGAUGGUAACGAUCUUCAAACACAUCAUAUGUAAUGCCUUUUACUUUUAGCUGCUAUUGACUGCAGGAAGAACUCUUGUUAGAUUCUUCUGUUUCUAUUAGCAAUGUUUGAUUCUCAUUUAAACUUUAUGAGUAUUUCGUCUCAAAUCGAAUUGGAUUAUAGGUUUCUGAAUAAAACGAAAAUGGAAUA